AUGGUCGCAGCAGCUGAGUAUCCGCAAGCAAUGGUCGCAGCAGCUGAGUAUCCGCAAGCAAUGGUCGCAGCAGCUGAGUAUCCGCAAGCAAUGGUCGCCCGCAGAGACUGUUCGGCAGAGACUACGCUGCUCCCUCUGCAGACGCUGCUCCCUCUGCUGACGCUGCUCCCUCUGCUGACGCUGCUCCCUCUGCAGACGCUGCUCCCUCUGCAGACGCUGCUCCCUCUGCAGACGCUGCUCCCUCUGCUGACGCUGCUCCCUCUGCAGACGCUGCUCCCUCUGCUGACGCUGCUCCCUCUGCAGACGCUGCUCCCUCUGCAGACGCUGCUCCCUCUGCUGACGCUGCUCCCUCUGCAGACGCUGCUCCCUCUGCUGACGCUGCUCCCUCUGCAGACGCUGCUCCCUCUGCUGACGCUGCUCCCUCUGCAGACGCUGCUCCUUCUGCUGACGCUGCUCCCUCUGCAGACGCUGCUCCCUCUGCAGACGCUGCUCCCUCUGCAGACGCUGCUCCCUCUGCAGACGCUGCUCCCUCUGCAGACGCUGCUCCCUCUGCAGACGCUGCUCCCUCUGCUGACGCUGCUCCCUCUGCAGACGCUGCUCCCUCUGCAGACGCUGUCUCCACCACAACAGUCUGAUAAAACCUGUGGUCGAUGGUGA
This is a messenger RNA of Knipowitschia caucasica, 657 nucleotides long. NCBI's taxonomy places the organism in Eukaryota, Metazoa, Chordata, Actinopteri, Gobiiformes, Gobiidae. The record is from the annotation of a GenBank genome assembly.